Messenger RNA from Orbilia oligospora ATCC 24927, 1611 nucleotides. RefSeq lists its product as uncharacterized. Bases 1 to 1611 code for a protein of 536 amino acids. Gene Ontology annotation, molecular function: oxidoreductase activity. The transcript has 3 exons. Gene Ontology annotation, cellular component: cytoplasm. NCBI's taxonomy places the organism in Eukaryota, Fungi, Ascomycota, Orbiliomycetes, Orbiliales, Orbiliaceae. The record is from RefSeq and is a predicted model, not a curated record.
AUGGUUCAAUAUAAUCACAAUGCAGUUCUCGACAACGCCGUAACCCGUCUUCACAAGUCCCCCGGUCUACCCCUCCCAAAUCCCACAAAAUCCUUCUGGCUCCUCCCAGAAUCUCCUCUUCUCUCCAAUAUCCAGUCUCAAAAACUCUCAGAAUCGGCAGAUAUAAUAGUCAUAGGCUCAGGCAUAACUUCCACGGGCUUCCUUCGAGAAUUGUAUCGUCUAAACCCAGACCUUAAUGUCGUCCUCCUCGAAGCCCGGGGUCCGUGUACAGGCGCCACGGGUAGAAAUGGAGGACACAUAAAGGAAGGUCCGUACGAAGAAUAUCCACGGUUAAAAAGUAUUUAUGGCAACGAAACUGCCGCACGGAUUCUACGUUUCCGAUUACGACAUCUAGAAGAACUUAAAGCCGUUGCUAAGGAAGAAGGUGAAGACUGUUUGAGAGAAAGCGAGGUGAGGGAGGUCAUGGGUACAGAUGUAUUCUUCGAUCAUGAAGUAAUGAACGAAGGUGUUUCGAAAUUCCAGGAGUGGAAGAGGGAGAAUCCGGAGAUGGGCAGAGAAUGGGGCUUUUGGGAUCAAGAAACUACGAGGAAGAAACUUAAUAUACCCACCGCUACAGGUGCAAUCUAUGGUCCUGCUGGUGCUCUUUGGCCAUAUCGAUUUUGUACCUCCGUACUCGCUCGUCUGGUAUCGUCUCAUCCAAACCUCAAGAUUGAAUCUUAUACGCCAGUAGAAGAUAUUUCAUUCGACUCUUCUACAUCAACAUACACCAUUUCAACUCCACGUGGCAAAAUAACAUCCAAAACUGUAAUCCACACUACAAACGGCUGGGCAUCUCAUCUCCUACCAGGUCUAAGCGGUAAAGUAUUCGCUUUCCAAGGUCAAAUGUCGGCGCAAGAGGCGCCAGAGGGCUUACCGGGCAUGGGAGAGCAAUACUCUUGGUCAUUCAUUCACCAAAAGGGAUUCGAUUACCUUACUCAGCGCGCAAGCACUUCCACAACCCACCCAGAUGGCACUGCAACCCAAAUCGCCGGAGAAAUGAUGUUCGGCGGCGCCUGGGCCAGUACUGAAAACAUGGGUCUGGACGUCUGCGGUCUUGCAGACGACACAAAGUUAAACUACCUCGCCGCAGCACAUCUAUCAGGCCUGCUACCUUACGUCUUCGGAUCAGGCGAAGACAGUAAUGGAACUAGAUCUUGGAACGGCGUCAAGGUUAAAAACAUGUGGACUGGCAUUCUUGGAAUGAGUGCGGACGGACUACCAUGGGUCGGAAGAGUUCCAACGAAGGUAUCGACUAGGAACCAACCGAAGAAAGGAAAGACCGAAAAGGGCGUGGAGACGGGUGAAUGGUGCGCUGUGGGGUUUAGUGGUGAAGGGAUGGUUAAUUGCUGGGGUUCUGCGACGGCAUUGGCUAGGAUGGUGUUAGGAGAAGAGGUUAAUGGAAAUGUAAGGAAUAACGAAGCAAGGAUUAGAGCGGCGAAGGAUGAGGAGGCUGUUAAAGGGUGGAAGGACGAGAAGUUGGAAGAGUGGUUUCCGAAGGAGUUCGUAAUCGAGGAUUCGAGGAUUGCGAAAGCGAAUCCCCUCGAUCUGGUCGGGGCUCUAAUGGGCUUGUAG